UAUGGACAUCAUCGAAAGUGAAACGGAAAAUCAAGAAAAUAGCGAAGAAGAUACAGUCACGUCAGAUGAUAAAAGCGAUUGUUUAUCAGAAAUCUUCGAGGAAAAUGAAAUGUGGCGUUACAUGCCGGAUUCCAUUCUUUUGAAUAUCUUUCAAUAUUUGACACCGAAGGAACUAACGAUUGCAGGAGAAGUAUGCAAAUCCUGGCACAGAGUGUCCUACGACGAAUUUUUGUGGAAAGAUCUAUUCCAUCGGGCGUACGGAAUAGAGCCUAAUGUCGGCAUUAUGCCAGGAAAAAACUCUUGGCUAGGAGAAUUUAAACGUUUAACAUAUCACGUACCACUGAUAGAAACAGAAGUACUUACAAAACACUCUCAUCAAGUACUACAUGUUAGCUUUUCACAUAAUGGAAAAAUGUUUGCCACCUGUUCGAAAGAUGGAUACAUUUUUGUUUGGGAAAGCCAAUAUCCUGUUCGAAUAAAGUAUCGUCAAAACAUGGAGUCAUUUAGAUGGGAAUACACACAAUUUUCACAGUUCAAUUCCUCUGAUAGUUUAUUACUUGUUUCUGGUGCACGUUUUGAAACUCCUCACAGCACUUCAGGCGAAAUAGCAGUGUUUAGUCUCACUUGUGGCUUUGAUUUGCAAUGUAGAGUAGCAAACAAUCCCUAUGACAUAUUUGGUACAUGGUACAGUGAACAUUAUCUUUUAAGUGGAAGCCUGCACUGGUUAGCACAUUCGGUUAGCACUAGUAUCCUCUGGCUCAAUAAGGCGAAUCAAGAGUUAUCCAGUGAAAAUAUACCGAUUAUAACACAACUUUUUAGGUUUUGCAACGGUAAUAGUUCCUCCGUUCGAGCAGUUAUGGUGGCUAAUUGCUUAACACCUGAUCAGAAUGAAUCUAAAGAGCAAGAGGGGGGUCAACCAUCAUCUAAUAUGAAAGAAAAUCCAUUAAGCCAUACAGACAUUUCAUCUACAUCUUCUGAUUGUUCUAACGAGACUAUUCAGCACCAGAAAGAGGAGAAAAAAUCUGGAUUACAGUGCAAUACUUUAGAGGGUAUAUCUAUGAAUUGGACGAAGCUCGACAACUGUUUUCAACACAUCUGUCCCUUACAGUACAAUCAAGAAUAUAAUUCUCAGAUUACAAACUCCUUUCGCAUAGAAAAUACUCAGCAGGAUAAAGAGAGCGAACAAUCUGUAAAUACAAAAGAAGACAACGUCGACGAGAUAGCAAACAGCUGCGACAAGUAUCUUAUUUUCACGACCGGAUCGGAGACUUAUAUACCACACCAAAUAGCUUUUAAGAGAAUAAAAGACCUGAAAUUUCCUACUAGCAUAUACCCAGGACGUUUAUACUCGCUGAGAGAAAGAAAACGAGACAGAAAAUUGGAAAGAGAACGGGAGAGAGAACGAGAGAGAGAAAAUCCCAAUGGCAAUUUUUUGGACGUUGAAUCCAUAGCCGACAAAUUUGACAAGAUAGAUCAUGUAAUUGAUUUACACGGUCACAUUGUAGGAAUGGGACUUUCCCCCGAUCAUAGUGGUGCGGAAGAUAAAUAUGGCUAUCUCUGGGACAGAUAUUAUGGGAUGUGUUUGGCCAAACUUCCUCAUUCGGAUGUUGUCAAUUCAGUUGCCUUUAAUCCAUGUGAUCCCGAAAUGUUAAUUACAACAAGCGAUGAUUAUACCAUCAAAAUUUGGCGUAGUCGGGCUAAGGUACGUGCGUUAAGCUUGAACGAAAAUUCUUAUCCGAGGGGCAUUGAAGUACAAAGUAGACAUAAGCAUCGACGAACCUAUAGUACAGAUCGACUGAACAAUAGUGACUGUUGA
Messenger RNA from Dufourea novaeangliae, 1816 nucleotides. RefSeq names its product F-box/WD repeat-containing protein 5 (gene Fbw5). Gene Ontology annotation, cellular component: SCF ubiquitin ligase complex; Cul4-RING E3 ubiquitin ligase complex. NCBI's taxonomy places the organism in Eukaryota, Metazoa, Arthropoda, Insecta, Hymenoptera, Halictidae. The transcript is spliced from 8 exons. The record is from RefSeq and is a predicted model, not a curated record. Gene Ontology annotation, biological process: protein ubiquitination. Gene Ontology annotation, molecular function: protein binding. The coding region runs from base 2 to 1816 and encodes 604 amino acids.